CUGGACCUUAAUCAUUCCACUUCCCUCUACAUAUUCCUCAACCCAGUGUAAGAGAUCCAACUGCUAUCCACCAUGAAUUCUAUUCAAGUUCAUCAAAACAUUGCUUACCAAGAGGAGACAAUGGAUCCUUCGGUUCCUGCAAAAAUACUCAUAGGUCUCCCUCUGGAUGCAGAUGUGAGCAAAGAACUUCUCUUGUGGGCUAUCCGACUUGUUGCUCGUCCAAACGACACUGUAAUAGCUUUACAUGUUCUUGUAGUGAAGCAGGAAUCAAAGAAGCUUGAACCCAGUAGAAUCAAUCAAACCCGACUUCGUCGUGCAAAAGCUUUCGUAAUAUCUGCCCUCGGAGAAUUUGUUGAGAUCUGUCUGUCUAAGCAAGUCAAUCUUGAAGCUAAAGUGGGGAGUAGCUCAAGUGUUGGAAAAKGUCUGAUUGAGGAUGCCGAAGCCAUUGGAGCUGAUUUUCUUCUUAUUGGUGGCUCGAGAAACCGGCCACAGAGUUCACUCGAAACUACUAAGUACUGCUUCGAGCACGCCCCAGAAGGUUGUUCAGUUGUCUCAAUUGGGAAACGUGGGCAGCCCCACCAAGAUUCGAGUUCAGAGUCAAUGCCAUCUGGAGGUCUCCGUCAAUCAAGUUUGAGAAGACAAAACAGUGAUGCUCAUUUGGGUAAGACUAUGUCACCGAUGCAGAAGCUUUUUGGCUUAAAGAGAGGAAACUCUGUAAACAGAACCCACAAUCACCAACUGAACCAUCAUUCCCGGAGUGCAAGCGCCUGUGAAGAGCCUUCCCCCAGAGCUGUUCUGGAUGGACCAGAAGGAGGAUCUCAUGACAUAGAAGAUGGCUUUAGUUUUGGAGACUCCAGCAUCACUGAGUCCCCUCCUCUGGCACCAAAUUUUGAACGUCGUUCCAAGACAUGGAAGCGUCUGUUGAGAAGGAAGCUUCUCUUUCCUUUCUUCUGCAUCUAUGAAACACAAAGAAAGGGAGAAGAGGGAUUAUCUGACAAAGAAAACCAGAAACCUUCUUGGAGGUGCUUCAGUUAUGAGGAAAUCUCAAAUGCUACAAACAACUUCCACCCGGCUAAUAUGGUGGGGCGAGGAGGUUUUGCAGAAGUAUAUAGAGGUGAUCUCUGUGAUGGACGUACUAUAGCAGUGAAGAGACUAACCAAGGAAAACAACAAUGAGAACAAGGAGAAAGAGUUUCUCAUGGAAUUGGGUAUAAUAGGCCAUGUCUUCCAUCCUAAUACAACUUACCUGAUUGGAUGCUGCAUUGAAAAUGGGCUCCAUCUGAUCUUCAACUUUUCUCCAAAUGGAACUUUGGCAUCUGCAUUGCAUGGUUCUGGUGGCAAGAUACUGGAGUGGCCAGUGAGAUACAAGAUUGCAGUUGGAGUUGCUAGAGGUCUGCAUUAUCUUCACAAAUGCUGUAAGCACAGAAUAAUUCACAGAGACAUAAAGGCAUCCAAUGUUCUUCUUGGGUCAGACUUCGAACCACAGAUUUCAGACUUUGGGCUUGCGAAAUGGCUUCCCACUCAAUGGACCCACCAUUCUGUAAUUCCAGUUGAGGGCACGUUUGGAUACUUGGCGCCAGAGUACUUCAUGCAUGGAAUUGUAGAUGAGAAAACUGAUGUUUUUGCAUUUGGGGUCCUUCUCCUGGAGAUCAUUACUGGUCGGAGGCCUGUUGACACAUCAAAGCAAAGCCUUCUCUAUUGGUCAAAACCCCUUAUAGAGUCUGGAAACAUUGCUGAACUAGCUGAUCCGAAUCUUGGAGGUAAAUAUGACAUGGGCCAAAUGCGUAGAUUAGUACUCACCUCUUCCUACUGCGUAAGACAAUCUCCUGUAUGGCGUCCAUCGAUGAGUGAGGUAUUGCGACUUCUAACAGAAGAGAACCAUUCGGAGAUGACACGGAGCUGGAGAAUGACAGAGAGAAUAACGGUUGAUGAGAUGGGUAGUUUUGACAUGGAUGUUGAUUGCUGGUCUCCAUCGAGUCCAUCAAAUUAGGAGGAUGAAUUCCUUUAAUCUUCAUUUGGUUAAGCAGGUUUUGUUGUGGAUAAUUUGGUUGGGAUUUAGGGGAGAUUGAGAAGUAAUUUAUUCAUUAUUGGUUCCCAAGUUAAUUAUCUAUACAUUCAUUCCACCUGAUCAACAAGAACUGCCAAGGUUUCGAGACUAUAAACAGAUACAGUCCCAUGAUGCAAGAGAAGAAUAUGAACGACCAAUGAAUUUCUGAAAUUGAAUUACAAGUUAACUUAAGUUCUUCAGAUGGUUUCAGUUUCUGCAACUGCUUUUCUGCUUCUGUUCUUUUCCCUUGGAACUAACUGCCUUGGCCUUUGUUGAACACCAUGUAGUCCAAUUAUGUUUAAUUAAUUGCUCCAACAUUUGUAAUUUUUAUUGAACCCUUCUGGGGGUGUAGUGUUUGCUUGGAGAAAGCACCCUUAUCGCUUAAGCCUGUACAGCCCUGGUAGAUGUGUGGCUCCCUGAAGCUUUGCACGCAUUAAUUAAUGCGAUUUCAAUGAAUUGAACUUCUAAGGUGGAUUGGCCCCAUUUUGAAAUCCUCACUUCUGAUCCUUAUGGAAUUGAAUGUUAUGUUUGUAGAGCAAAUUCAUUAGAACUAGUACAAAUG
Messenger RNA from Nelumbo nucifera (sacred lotus), 2608 nucleotides. RefSeq names its product Protein kinase superfamily protein. The record is from RefSeq and is a predicted model, not a curated record. Lineage: Eukaryota; Viridiplantae; Streptophyta; Magnoliopsida; Proteales; Nelumbonaceae. Gene Ontology annotation, biological process: protein phosphorylation. Gene Ontology annotation, molecular function: protein kinase activity; ATP binding.